ACUUUGAUUACUACUUGCCCUCUGGUGUUAAAAUAUCCCUAAAUAGCCGUGUGAUGGCUCUGAAACGAUCCUUCCCCAGAACCAGCUACAGAAUGAAGCCGGGCGUUGUAGCUCCGCGUAAGGAAGCCGACAAAUGCAGUUCAAGAAGCAGAGGAUAGCGCUGUGAGUUAUUCCGGGGUACGCCAGAGGCGAUUUUCUCACAGGAAUUCGGUUACAAGAUGAGGUUCAUCUGAGAAAGGCCGGAUGCUGCUGUGUUUGGGAAAGCAAGAGUGAAAACCAGGAGCUGAAGCCAAGGAGAAGGGUCAGGGCAGGGACAGGAGCACAGAGCAGAGGUCAGGUAACGGAGGUGCCAACAGAAGGCUGAAUGUAACUUACAGCAAUCCUUUUCUGCAGCCAAAAGUACUUACUUUCUAAACACAAGUGUGAGAUUUGGUGAUAUCCUGCAUGACAGACAUGUAUUUAAUAGCCUCCUUGACAGUGAGCUGUGGCCUACAGUGGUUACCUUAAAAUAAUAAUGACUUAAGUUUUAUUUUUUUUUUCCAAGGUAGAAAUUUCAAUGAAAUAAGUCAGCUGAAAGGGGGGUAAGUGAGGAAUCACGUGCUGUUUCACUGCAUACGAUUUUAAGGUGCGUUGGUUUGCUACAGAUGUCCUUGAGAAACACUGAAAGACCAAGAGCUGUAGAGUAUCCUGCAAGAGUGCAGAGAGCCUCUUAUAUCAGGCAGCUCGGCGAGGUCUGAGCAAAAUCUGCUUGCAGUUCAGACUCAGAAGCCUGCCUCUGGAGGAGCAGGGCUCUAGGAUUUGCCUCAUAAUUGACUUCUGCACUGCACAAGUACAGGGAGUGUUGUGCGAGUCUGCAAGACUAAGCUCUGACAGAUAUGUAAGGUUCCUACGGCUAAAAGGUAAUAAUACAGUUAAUACAAUUAUAUAUUGUUCCUUGACACCUGAGGAAGACUCUGCAAUACACGCGAACACGGAAAAGAAGCUGGUUUCAGAAGAGCUGAUCCAACUCUGCCAGGAAUGUUUGUCAUUGUCAUAACUACCCUAACCACCAGGGGUCACUGCUGGACACGAAAUCCGUACUGUUAUCUGUGAAAUGCGAGUAUUCUACAGAUAUUCACUGAGGAAUUUAUAUGAUAUUAAUUAUUGUGUCAAUGUGCUAAGCACACUGAACGCUAACAAUCCUAGAUAUUAACACUUUUUUUUGUCAUGCAGGCAUUUAUAUGUUGCUGUCUAGUUCAUACUGUAUAUUACAUGAUAGAAGAAAAGAUUGUGAGAUUGGAGUUUUAAACUGGGAUCUCAUCUCACAGGAUCACAGGAAGGAAGGGGAAUGGUGGAGUGGAUUGAUAAGUUGGUCAUCUUACUCUGACAACACACAUGAAAGACCAUUUCAUGCUGCAAAAGACUGCAAGCAAUUGGAGACCCUUCUUCCUAAUAAUCUUGGGUACAGCUAUUGACCUACUCCAAAUACUAUUUUCUAUCCCUGGAAUGAAGUUUUGCCACAACUGUAAGACCUAUGCUGUUGCUGAUGAAGAUUUUGUUACCGCUUUGUUGGUGUGCUUGCUGCUAAACUGAUAGCAUUGUUGCUAGGAAUUCCAGGCUCCUGGACAGAAUGCCUAGAGAAAAUUAUUUGAUAAAGGACAACAAAUUGAGUCAACAGCAGCUGUAAGAUUGGAACUCCAAGUUCUCGCUUCCCGGUUUUGUUCUGAAUCAUGAAUUAUCUUGUAGGAGCUAAAAGGAAGGAGGCAUGUGGUGACCCCAAAGCCAAACCAUCCUAUCUUAUUGACAAAAACCUGGAAUCUGCCGUCAAAUUCAUAGUCAGGAAGUUUCCAGCAGUAGAAACACGCAACAACAAUCAACAGCUUGCUCAGCUACAGAAAGAAAAGUCAGAGAUCUUGAAGAACCUGGCAUUGUACUACUUCACGUUUGUUGAUGUUAUGGAAUUUAAGGACCAUGUUUGUGAGCUGCUGAACACUAUUGAUGUUUGCCAAGUCUUCUUUGAUAUUACUGUAAACUUUGAUUUGACAAAGAACUACCUAGAUUUGAUUAUAACCUACACUACACUAAUGAUACUGCUGUCUCGAAUUGAAGAAAGGAAGGCUAUCAUUGGAUUGUAUAACUAUGCUCAUGAAAUGACACAUGGAGCAAGUGACAGAGAAUAUCCACGUCUUGGCCAGAUGAUUGUGGAUUAUGAAAAUCCUUUAAAGAAAAUGAUGGAGGAAUUUGUACCUCACAGUAAAUCCCUUUCAGAUGCUCUGAUUUCACUCCAGAUGGUCUAUCCUCGAAGAAAUCUCUCAGCUGACCAGUGGAGAAACGCACAACUACUGAGCCUCAUCAGUGCACCCAGUACAAUGCUUAAUCCUGCACAGUCUGACACAAUGCCAUGUGAAUACCUCUCUCUGGAUGCAAUGGAAAAAUGGAUUAUUUUUGGAUUUAUUUUGUGCCAUGGAGUCCUAAAUAGUGACGCGACAGCUUUGAACCUUUGGAAACUUGCACUUCAAAGCAGCUCUUGCUUGGCUCUGUUUAGAGAUGAAGUAUUCCAUAUUCACAAAGCUGCAGAAGACUUAUUUGUAAACAUACGAGGCUACAACAAGCGUAUUAAUGACAUCAGAGAGUGUAAAGAAGCUGCUGUUUCACAUGCCGGUUCGAUGCACAGAGAGAGACGCAAGUUUUUACGUUCUGCACUCAAAGAACUGGCUACAGUCCUGUCUGAUCAGCCAGGCCUGCUGGGCCCCAAGGCACUUUUUGUGUUUAUGGCAUUAUCCUUCGCUCGUGAUGAAAUUAUUUGGCUUCUUCGUCACGCAGAUAACAUGCCAAAGAAGAGUGCAGAUGAUUUCAUAGAUAAGCACAUAGCUGAGCUGAUAUUCUACAUGGAGGAGCUCAGAGCGCAUGUGCGAAAAUACGGACCUGUGAUGCAGAGAUACUACGUGCAGUAUCUCUCUGGCUUUGAUGCAGUGGUCUUGAAUGAGCUUGUUCAGAAUCUUUCAGUGUGCCCAGAGGAUGAAUCAAUCAUCAUGUCCUCUUUUGUAAACACUAUGACUUCGUUAAGUGUGAAGCAAGUUGAAGAUGGAGAGGUAUUUGACUUCAGGGGAAUGAGAUUAGAUUGGUUUAGAUUGCAGGCCUACACCAGUGUCUCUAAAGCUUCUCUGGGACUGGCAGACCACAGGGAACUAGGCAAAAUGAUGAAUACAAUCAUUUUCCACACAAAAAUGGUAGAUUCUUUAGUGGAGAUGUUGGUUGAAACCUCAGAUCUCUCUAUAUUUUGUUUUUAUAGCCGUGCUUUUGAGAAGAUGUUUCAGCAGUGUUUGGAGCUUCCCUCUCAAUCGAGAUACUCAAUUGCAUUCCCACUACUUUGUACUCAUUUUAUGAGCUGCACCCACGAACUGUGCCCAGAAGAGCGACAUCACAUUGGAGAUCGUAGCCUUUCCUUAUGUAACAUGUUUCUGGAUGAAAUGGCUAAGCAAGCUCGAAAUCUUAUCACAGAUAUUUGCACAGAACAAUGUACGCUGAGUGAUCAGUUGCUGCCAAAGCAUUGUGCCAAAACCAUCAGUCAAGCAGUGAACAAAAAAUCGAAAAAACAGACGGGAAAGAAAGGAGAACCUGAAAGGGAGAAACCAGGAGUAGAAAGCAUGAGAAAAAACAGAUUGGUUGUGACAAACCUGGACAAACUGCACACUGCACUUUCUGAGCUCUGCUUCUCAAUCAAUUACGUUCCAAACAUGGUGGUUUGGGAGCACACGUUUACCCCAAGAGAAUAUUUAACGUCUCACCUGGAAAUCCGCUUUACCAAGUCAAUCGUUGGAAUGACUAUGUAUAAUCAAGCAACACAGGAGAUUGCAAAGCCUUCAGAACUGUUAACCAGUGUAAGAGCCUAUAUGACGGUCCUCCAGUCAAUAGAAAACUAUGUACAGAUUGACAUUACACGAGUAUUUAACAAUGUUCUGCUUCAGCAAACCCAGCAUUUAGAUAGUCAUGGUGAGCCAACCAUUACCAGUCUGUACACAAAUUGGUAUUUGGAAACAUUGCUAAGGCAAGUCAGCAAUGGUCACAUAGCCUAUUUUCCAGCUAUGAAGGCAUUUGUGAAUUUGCCAACAGAAAAUGAAUUAACAUUUAAUGCUGAGGAAUACUCUGACAUAUCAGAAAUGAGAGCCCUGUCUGAACUCCUGGGACCAUAUGGCAUGAAGUUCCUAAGUGAAAGUCUGAUGUGGCACAUUUCUUCCCAGGUUGCUGAGCUUAAGAAACUUGUGGUGGAGAACGUUGAAGUUCUGACACAAAUGAGGACCAGCUUCGACAAGCCAGACCAGAUGGCAGCACUCUUCAAAAGAUUAUCAUCUGUUGACAGUGUUUUGAAGAGAAUGACAAUUAUCGGCGUCAUCUUGUCUUUUCGGUCUUUGGCACAGGAGGCUCUUAGAGAUGUCUUAUCCUACCACAUUCCUUUCCUUGUAAGUUCCAUUGAGGACUUCAAAGAUCACAUUCCAAGAGAGACUGACAUGAAGGUGGCAAUGAAUGUAUAUGAACUGUCAUCAGCUGCUGGAUUGCCUUGCGAGAUUGAUCCUGCCUUGGUUGUAGCACUGUCCUCCCAAAAAUCAGAAAACAUUAGUCCAGAAGAAGAAUACAAAAUUGCUUGCCUUCUCAUGGUCUUCGUGGCAGUCUCCUUGCCGACUUUGGCUAGUAAUGUGAUGUCUCAGUAUAGCCCUGCCAUUGAAGGGCAUUGCAACAACAUUCAUUGCUUGGCAAAAGCUAUCAACCAGAUUGCUGCAGCUUUAUUUACCAUCCACAAGGGAAGCAUCGAAGACCGUCUAAAAGAAUUUUUGGCUCUUGCAUCAUCUAGUCUACUGAAGAUCGGCCAGGAGACAGACAAAACUACUACAAGAAACAGAGAGUCUGUUUACCUACUACUGGACAUGAUUGUGCAGGAGUCCCCAUUCCUGACGAUGGAUCUCCUGGAAUCUUGUUUCCCUUACGUCUUGCUGAGAAAUGCGUACCAUGCUGUCUACAAACAAAGCAUCACAUCCUCUGCCUAAGUAUCUACUUCCUGGAGAUAAGACAUAGCACGCAUCUAUGUGGCCUCAGUUUUACCUGUCAACUGUGGAGCUAUUUUACUUUAUGGCCUGAUGAACAGUUUUGUGGAUUAUAAACUUUUUCCAUAAAGUUGUAUUUCUGAUCAGUGGUUUCUUAAUAUGGUUGUACUACAAUAUCGGCUUGGUUGAUUUUAGGUUGCACAUUCAUGGAAAAUCUUUUUUUCUCCUUUCUUCCUUUUUUUUAAUUUUAGAGCAUCAGUUACGUUUAAAAAUAUACUACUUCUGCUAUAUGUUUUUGAUAUUGAUCACGCAGAACAGAAAUUGCUUGUUUAUUUCCCAGAAGAGAAAUGUAUUUAGUGAUUAUUUUAGUGUAGCUUUCAUCUGUGUGUAAAUUAUUUCAUAUAGGGAGAGUUAUAAUCUUGUACCUAUUGUUCUUAUUGAAAACAAAUAUUGGAUGUGCAUUUCUGUGAAGUAAUUACAGCAUUUCUAGUUUUAUUUUGAAACAUUCACCAAUCUAUGUACUAUGACACUAUCUAACAUUAAAAAUGUUAUCCUUCAGACAGCGAUCCUUUCCCGAUACUCUUAAACAACAGCAAGUGGUGUUGUUUGUAUAAAGCAUAGUGGAAAUUUUUUUUUAAACUAACUUCUGUGGUGCCCUGUUGGCAUUAACACUACCAUUGUACCCUGCUGUAUAAUAAACAUUCUUACACAUUUAUCACAUGUUGAUAAAAUGUUAGCCCUUAACCACUUUUUAUAUGUUUUAAAUUUUUGAAAUUCAAGUGUACCUUCCAUAACAUACAAUAAACACUAGACUGUACUAUCUGUAGGUGAAUUAUUUUUAAUAUAAAUGUUAUCCUAGUAUUUUAAGCUUAAACUGUGCCGUGGUGCAUUGAUUUACAUCUCAGAGUUCAUUAAAUAUCAAUCCUUAGAGCUUUUAUGUGAAGAUUUCUUUCUGUCAUCCACCUUUUGGCUUACGUGACAGUGAUUCUUGUAAAAAGUGGAAGAAGGAAUUAAAGCCAGUGUAAAAAGUGUCAGCUUACUGCCAUUAGCCUUUAAAUCUAACUUGGAGAUAAUAAAAUGAGAAAAGCAUUUAUAGAGUGCACAGUGGCGCCAGUUAUGCCAGUGGGGAGAAGUUAGAAUGUAAAACUUGAAAUAACUGUAGAACAGGAGAACCAUAACAUCAGACAUCACUGAGACAGAUGUGUAAUGAGCCUCCUUUUAUCAGUGGUGCUCGUUGGCAUGCAGGAGAGCACUGGCUCACUUUGCCUGAAAGCUGACCAGAUGGUUGUGCUCUGUAAUCCGCGGCGUGGAAAGAGAUGUGGUGCUCUGGACAUUGUAUGAAGCUCUUGUUCUUCAUGCACACUGCGCACACUGGUAACUUUUUUUUAUUAUGAAAGAGCUGUUUUGUGCUCCUUUACAAUAGCUUCCUGUGUCCAGAGGAAAAAGAAGGUACUGCAGUAUUUCCUUAGGACAAUUUUAUUCCAGUACAUCUGUAUUUUUCCCAAUGUUGCUUUUUGUGUUAGAACUACAGAACUGUUCUUAAGCUGAUAGUUUAGUAACAUAACACAUAAACUUGUUCAUGAAGAAGUCAGGUCACAUGUGAGAC
Messenger RNA from Phasianus colchicus (ring-necked pheasant), 6624 nucleotides. The record is from RefSeq and is a predicted model, not a curated record. Lineage: Eukaryota; Metazoa; Chordata; Aves; Galliformes; Phasianidae.